UCUUGCUGCUCCUGGCAGGCUCCUUGGCAGUCCUCUUCGGCCAGUCGUAGAACCGCGUAGAACCGUCGCGUGUUGCUCAGAGUUUUAGCGCGAAUUUUCGUUGCAAGUGCAAAGGCACGGGCACUGGCCAGCCCAGUCCCACUCAAGUGUUGUCCAUCAAGAAUUGUAUACAUUAAAUUUAGCACUUGAUUUUUGUUGUUUUUGUUUCGUGUUGCGCCGCACCUAAUCCCCGCCAGAAAUCCACAAAGAGAACAAACGAGCAGCGCCCACCGAACAGGCCAUCAAAUUAAUCAAAUUAAAAGUACUUGGCCGUGCAAUUACGCAGAAUGCCGUUUGCCUUUUAAGUUUCAACGCUCGCAUUGUUACCCGGCAACGGCUUGCAGACAGCAGGCAGCAGGCAGCAGGCACAGUGGAAAAACUGACGCUAAACAGGAGGCACACAGGAGAGUCUCCAUCCUCAGCCUCAUCCGCAUCCACAUCCACAUCCACAUACAGUUCGAGUUCCAGUUGCAAUUGCAGUGGCAGUGCCAGUGCCACUGACAGUGGCAGUAAGUUACUGUGCAACUUUUGCCGGAAUCCCGUUGGCGCUGUCGUUGUUGUCGCAUAACUCAAAGCUGAUGAAAUAUGGAGCUGCUUCAGGUACUCUGCUGCACGCUCCUCCUGCUCCUCGCCCGAAUGCAAGUGCUGCUCGCCGUCAGCUGGGAGGAUUGGUGGACAUACGAUGGAAUCUCAGGUCCUGCCUUUUGGGGCCUCAUCAAUCCGGAGUGGUCGUUGUGCAACAAGGGCCGACGUCAGUCACCGGUAAAUCUGGAGCCGCAGCGCCUGCUCUUCGAUCCCAACUUGAGGCCGAUGCAUAUCGACAAACAUAGGAUAUCCGGACUAAUCACCAAUACCGGACACAGUGUCAUCUUUACGGCCGGCAACGAUACGGUGGCCAACUACGACGGUAUGCAGACGCCCGUGAACAUCUCAGGGGGACCGCUGUCGUACCGCUAUCGCUUCCAUGAGAUUCACAUGCACUACGGCCUGAACGAUCAGUUCGGAUCGGAGCAUAGCGUGGAGGGGUACACAUUCCCAGCGGAGAUACAAAUAUUUGGCUACAAUUCGCAGUUAUAUGCAAAUUUCUCCGACGCCCUGAAUCGUGCCCAGGGCAUUGUGGGUGUCUCCAUUUUGCUGCAGCUGGGUGAUCUGUCCAAUCCGGAGCUGCGCAUGCUCACCGAUCAAUUGGAACGCAUCCGCUAUGGCGGCGACGAGGCGUUCGUGAAGCGUUUGUCCAUACGCGGCCUGCUGCCGGACACGGAUCAUUACAUGACCUACGAUGGCUCAACCACGGCCCCAGCCUGCCACGAAACGGUCACCUGGGUGGUGCUCAACAAGCCCAUCUACAUAACAAAGCAACAGUUGCAUGCUCUGCGCCGUCUCAUGCAGGGCAGCCCCGACCACCCAAAGGCACCGCUGGGCAACAAUUAUCGGCCGCCGCAGCCGCUGCUGCAUCGAGCCAUUCGCACCAACAUUGACUUCAAAACGACGAAAACGAACGGCAAGGCCGCCUGUCCCACCAUGUAUCGUGAGGUCUACUACAAAGCGACCAGUUGGAAACAGAACUAAGACGUAACUAAUGGCCGUUCUGACGUAAUGACGCAGUGACGUAACGUAAGCGCCAGACGUAAUUAGCGUGCGGCGUGCAACAGGAGCUUCCACUAAACAUACAUAUACAACCCGGCGAUGCUGCUGAGGAAAGAUCAAUCGAGGAUGCUGUGCCCAGCAGCUAUAACGAACGAGGAGCGAGUAACGAGCAAUGAGGAGCGAGUAACGAGUAACGAGUAACGAGGAAGAGCAAAAGAAGAGCGUGGGCGUAAAUGAAAUCCAUGCACGCAUACAUACUCGUGCAUACAUAUACAUAAAUACAUAUAUAGGAGGUGCAUCAAGUGAAGCCGAAUAAUAUUGAUAGCGAUAACGAUAACUAGCAUUAAAUGUGCAAUUUUUUUUGGGUCACCCGCCCCAUGCCCCCCACGAAAUCAAUCAGACUCCUUUGAUUGCAGCUGUCAGAGAUGCUCGGGGUGUGCGUGUGUGUGUGUUUUUUUUUAGGUCAAUGUGUGUGUAGGGCUCUGAAUGCAAUACAGCGUAAGUACGAUAACGAUAACGAUAACGAGAACGAUAGCCAUAGCGAUGACUAGUAAGCAGAAUUACCAGCAUAAUCAUAAAUAAUCAUAAUAAUAAUAACACUAAGAAUA
Drosophila guanche is the source of this 2234-nucleotide messenger RNA. RefSeq names its product carbonic anhydrase-related protein 10 (gene CARPB). The transcript has 9 exons. Gene Ontology annotation, molecular function: zinc ion binding; carbonate dehydratase activity. The record is from RefSeq and is a predicted model, not a curated record. Bases 625 to 1608 code for a protein of 327 amino acids. NCBI's taxonomy places the organism in Eukaryota, Metazoa, Arthropoda, Insecta, Diptera, Drosophilidae.